AUGGCGACCGGCGGCUACCGCAGCGCCGGGGGCAGCACCACGGACUUUCUGGAGGAAUGGAAAGCCAAGCGGGAGAAGAUGCGGGCGAAGCAGGCACCGCCGGCCCCGGGCGCACCGGGCGGGGGGGAGCCCCGUCCUGCGGGGGGCGGCCCCUCGGCCGAGCUGAACAACAACAGCACCAGCCUGCCCCCCGAGCGCGCUGUGCCCCCCGCCGGCGGGGCGCUGAACUGCCUCGGGCUCGCCAGCGCCAGCCUGGGCCGCGGCGCCCCCGCCAAGGAGCCGCCGGCGGCACUCGCCGGGAGCCGCGGGGCCGAGAAGGGGAAGGGGCAGAUCGAGAAGAGGAAGCUGAGGGAGAAGAGGAGGUCGACAGGUGUGGUGAACAUCCCGGCCGCCGAGAGCCUUGAUGAGUAUGAAGAUGAUGAAGCAGGGCAGAAGGAACGGAAGAAAGAGGAUGCUAUUACUCAACAGAAUACGAUACAAAAUGAGAGUUCCAGUGCAGAUACCUCUUGCUCAUACUUACUCCAGGACUCCUCCAGGAUGGUUUCAAGCAGGUAUAAAAGUACAGCUAAUGCACCAGAAGAUGAUGCUCCAAAUAGAUAUUCCCGAGCAGAGAGGACAGCUUACAGCAGAUACAGCAGAGAUGCAAAUUCUUCUGGCAGUUCUCUACCAAGUAACACUUUGGAAAAGAGGAUUGAGGAACUUGAAAGGGAACUUGCAAAAGAAAGACAGGAAAAUGCAAGAUUAAUGAAGAUGGCACAGGACAAAGAGGAACUAAUUGGAAAGCUGAAAGAAGAAAUUGAUUUAUUAAACAGAGAUCUAGAUGAUAUAGAAGAUGAAAAUGAACAAUUGAAGCAAGAAAAUAAAACACUCUUAAAAGUUGUUGGACAGCUGACAAGGUAUGUAGUGAGUAUCCUUCCAUCAAUUAGACAGAGAUGAUCCUUUCUUCUACUUCAAUGUAGGA
This is a messenger RNA of Pseudopodoces humilis (Tibetan ground-tit), 961 nucleotides long. NCBI's taxonomy places the organism in Eukaryota, Metazoa, Chordata, Aves, Passeriformes, Paridae. The record is from RefSeq and is a predicted model, not a curated record.